UCAGAUGUUGCCAUCUAAAACGCAUGCCUUGAAAGGCGACAAGUGCGCGGGAGGUAAGAACAGCAAGUUGCGGAUAACCGUUCUUCUCUGUGCCAAUAUGGACGGCAGUGACCGGCGGCUACGUUUUGUUAUUGGCAAGUCACGUAAGCCGCGAUGCUUUGGAAGCUACGUGCCCGUACGCUACAGGAACAAUACGAAAGCCUGGAUGAGCCGCGACUUAUUCGCCGAGUGGCUUGUUGAGUUUGACCGCGACAUGGCACGAAAAAACAGGAAGGUCCUGCCCGUGCUGGAUAACUGUGCGGCGCACCAUGUGCAGCUUUCCUUGAGUGCAGUGACAGUACUCUUCUUGCUUCCCAAUGCAACCUGCAAAAUUCAGCCCCUGGAUAUGGGCAUUAUUCAUGCGUUCAAGGUGUGCUACCGGCGGCGCGUCAUCCAACGCUUGUUGAUCGCAAUUGAUCGGCCAGAUGCCGCCAUGCUGGUUCGCAUCAGCUUGCUUGCCGCCGUGGAGAUGUUGAAGGCGGCGUGGAUGGAACUCACCGCGGAGUGCAUAGCAAAUUGCUUCCGCAAGGCGGGUUUUAUGGGCCCAGGCACCGAGGACGCCAUAGAUCACCCACAGGAAGGCCGGUCGCACGAGGACUUGUGGCAACGCGUCGUUGACACGCAGCUGGCCGGACCUGACGUUGCCUGGGACGAUUUCGUUUCUGCUGAUGACGACGCCAACAUCACGGAGCCGUGCACUGACGAAGCUAUUGUGCGUGAAGUGCGAGCCCUUCCCAACUGCCCAGAGACCGACGAGGACGAUGACGAGGAUGCUGCUCUACCGCCGGUUGCUGUGAACGCUUCAACCGCGAUCGGUUACAUUGCGUCGCUUAAGGAAGUCGUGUGCAGCAGAGGUCUUGGUGAUGAACAUAUUACCGUGCUGGAAAAAUUAGAAACGGCAGUGAUGCGAUCAGCUUUGAAGAAGCAGACUUGCAUCAUGGACUUUUUUCAAAAAUAAAGUUAACUUUCUUCUCGCUUG
Molecule: messenger RNA, 1018 nt
Organism: Ixodes scapularis (black-legged tick)
Lineage: Eukaryota; Metazoa; Arthropoda; Arachnida; Ixodida; Ixodidae
Product: tigger transposable element-derived protein 6-like
Exons: 1
Coding region: 5-997 (330 amino acids)
Cellular component (GO): nucleus
Molecular function (GO): DNA binding
Source: RefSeq, a predicted model, not a curated record